UUGGACCCAGAGGCGGAGCCGGGCGAGGGCGGGGUGGUGGAGUCACUUGACUCCACCCUCUCGCCCGACCGCCGCCAUGUUUAGUUGUUACUUCUUCACACAAGAUGGCUGCUCCCAGGGAGGCGGCAUGAGCGCCCUGCCGUUACCGCUCCUCCUGCCGUACAGUUGUCACUGCAGGGCUUAACUCUGACUCUUUGCAGUGGCUCCUGUGGGAAAGAGUCCUAAAAAGGGAAGCGAGGAUCGGACGCUGCCUUGCGUUAGGUUUGCUCUGGAAGAACUGAUCCAGGAGGAAGAGAAUAGGGGGGAAGGGGAAGCUAGUCUCAAGAUGGCGGCUCCCAGGGCGGCAGGCGCAGCCUGAACAACUGAGGCGGACUCGAGGGAGAGGUGCGAGGCUCCACGGGCCGUACGGUGCGGGGCCCCCGACCAGCCCCAUCCCCACCCUGAGAAUUCGAGCAGGUUCCACCAGCCUCUGACGUGCCUUUAUUUCUUAGGAACGUUGGGGCUACUCUGCAGUCGGUGCUGGGCGGGGAAUAGGGACGGUCGCAAGAUGGCGGCUUCCACAAUUGUGGUCUGAGUGCCGGCGGGUCUGGGACGAUCGCGGCGCUGGUGGCUCUUUUCCACCCGCCCCGGAAGCCAGCCAGCGCUAGGCACUUGGGGGUGUGGGAACCGGGCCGGGGCUCCGCCAUUUCCGGCGGGGGAGGGCUACGAUUGAGGAAGGGAGGAGAGAGAGGCGGCUCAAGAUGGCGGCUCCCAGAGCCUCCUGCCCGAGCUUCUGAGCGAGAACACCCGGACAAAUAGUUAGGGGAGCGGCACUCAGUGGCCUCCAGCUUCUCGGGCCUAGGUGCUCAACAGUGCCGAGCAGCUUUUAAGGAGGCGAGUCGAGUGAGUAGGAGGAGAAGAGCCAAAGGGAAGGAGGGUAGUUAAGAUGGCGGCCUCCAUAGAGUCGUCCACCGCUGUGUGAGGAGCCGCUUCUCUAAGAGACCUGCCUUAGACGAAAGGGGGUGUGUGAGGAAUUAAGGGUCUCCCUCCCGCUCAGAGACACCUUCCCCUCGCACCCUUAGUCGGAACUAUGGCUUCAGCGGUGUCCCCCGCCAACUUGCCAGCGGUGCUGCUGCAGCCUCGCUGGAAGCGAGUGGUGGGCUGGUCGGGUCCGGUGCCCCGACCCCGCCACGGCCACCGUGCCGUGGCCAUCAAGGAGCUCAUCGUGGUGUUCGGAGGCGGCAACGAAGGCAUAGUGGACGAGCUACACGUGUACAACACUGCAACCAACCAGUGGUUCAUCCCAGCUGUGAGAGGGGAUAUCCCUCCAGGGUGUGCAGCCUAUGGCUUCGUGUGUGACGGUACUCGCCUGCUGGUGUUUGGUGGGAUGGUGGAGUAUGGGAAAUACAGCAACGACCUCUAUGAGCUGCAGGCAAGUCGCUGGGAAUGGAAGAGACUCAAGGCAAAGACGCCCAAAAACGGGCCUCCCCCGUGUCCUCGGCUUGGGCACAGCUUCUCCCUUGUGGGCAACAAAUGCUACCUGUUCGGGGGUCUGGCCAAUGAUAGUGAGGACCCCAAGAACAACAUUCCGAGGUAUCUGAAUGACUUAUAUAUCCUCGAACUACGACCAGGCUCUGGAGUGGUAGCCUGGGACAUCCCCAUCACUUAUGGGGUCCUGCCUCCACCCCGGGAGUCACAUACUGCUGUGGUUUACACUGAAAAAGAUAACAAGAAAUCCAAGCUGGUCAUCUAUGGAGGGAUGAGUGGCUGCAGACUGGGGGAUCUCUGGACCCUGGACAUAGAGACGCUAACAUGGAAUAAGCCCAGCCUUAGUGGGGUAGCGCCCCUUCCUCGAAGUCUCCACUCUGCAACCACCAUAGGAAACAAAAUGUAUGUAUUUGGUGGCUGGGUGCCUCUUGUCAUGGAUGACGUCAAAGUGGCCACACACGAGAAGGAGUGGAAGUGUACCAACACGCUGGCUUGUCUCAACCUGGAUACCAUGUCCUGGGAGACUAUCCUGAUGGACACACUCGAAGAUAACAUUCCCCGUGCUCGAGCUGGCCACUGUGCAGUUGCCAUCAACACCCGCCUAUACAUUUGGAGUGGGCGUGAUGGCUAUCGCAAAGCCUGGAACAACCAGGUCUGCUGCAAGGAUCUGUGGUAUCUAGAGACAGAAAAGCCACCACCCCCAGCCCGUGUACAACUAGUACGAGCCAACACCAAUUCACUGGAGGUUAGCUGGGGUGCAGUGGCAACAGCCGACAGUUACCUUCUACAGCUCCAGAAAUACGACAUUCCUGCCACGGCUGCUACGGCCCCCUCCCCCACUCCCAAUCCAGUCCCAUCUGUGCCUGCCAACCCUCCCAAGAGCCCUGCGCCAGCAGCAGCUGCACCUGCUGUGCAGCCACUGACCCAAGUAGGCAUCACACUCCUGCCCCAGGCUGCCGCUGCACCCCCAAGCACCACCACCAUCCAAGUCUUGCCGACAGUGCCAGGCAGCUCCAUUUCUGUGCCCACUGCAGCCAGGACUCAAGGUGUUCCUGCUGUUCUCAAAGUGACUGGACCUCAGGCUACAGCAGGAACCCCACUGGUCACCAUGCGACCUGCCAGCCAGGCUGGAAAAGCCCCUGUCACUGUGACCUCCCUGCCUGCCAGUGUGCGAAUGGUUGUGCCCACACAGAGCACCCAGGGGACGGUGAUUGGCAGCAACCCCCAGAUGAGUGGGAUGGCUGCAUUGGCUGCUGCUGCCGCUGCCACACAGAAGAUCCCUCCUUCCUCAGCACCCACAGUACUGAGUGUUCCAGCAGGUACCACCAUUGUCAAGACUGUGGCUGUGACACCUGGCACAACUACCCUUCCAGCCACUGUGAAAGUGGCCUCCUCCCCUGUCAUGGUGAGCAAUCCAGCCACUCGCAUGCUGAAGACUGCAGCUGCUCAGGUGGGGACAUCUGUGUCCUCUGCUGCCAACACAUCUACCCGACCUAUCAUCACAGUACACAAGUCAGGGACUGUCACAGUGGCCCAGCAAGCCCAGGUGGUAACCACGGUGGUAGGUGGAGUCACCAAGACCAUCACUCUUGUGAAGAGCCCCAUCUCUGUCCCAGGAGGCAGUGCUCUGAUUUCCAAUCUGGGAAAAGUGAUGUCAGUGGUCCAGACCAAACCAGUUCAGACUUCAGCAGUCACAGGCCAAGCAUCUACAGGCCCUGUGACUCAAAUCAUCCAGACCAAAGGGCCCCUGCCAGCAGGAACUAUCCUAAAGCUGGUGACAUCAGCAGACGGCAAGCCCACAACCAUCAUCACCACUACACAGGCUAGUGGGGCAGGAACCAAGCCCACCAUCCUGGGCAUCAGUAGCGUGUCCCCCAGCACCACCAAACCUGGCACAACCACCAUCAUCAAGACCAUCCCCAUGUCAGCCAUUAUCACCCAGGCGGGCGCCACAGGUGUUACCAGCAGUCCUGGCAUCAAGUCCCCCAUCACGAUUAUCACCACAAAGGUCAUGACUUCAGGAACAGGAGCACCAGCCAAAAUCAUCACUGCUGUCCCCAAGAUUGCCACUGGCCAUGGGCAGCAAGGGGUGACACAGGUGGUGCUAAAGGGGGCCCCUGGACAGCCAGGCACCAUCCUUCGUACUGUGCCCAUGGGCGGCGUUCGCCUGGUCACCCCUGUCACCGUCUCCGCUGUCAAGCCAGCCGUCACCACAUUGGUUGUGAAGGGUACCACAGGUGUCACAACCCUAGGCACGGUGACUGGCACUGUCUCCACCAGCCUUGCAGGAGCUGGGGCCCACAGCACCAGUGCCUCCUUGGCCACACCUAUCACCACCUUGGGCACCAUUGCUACUCUCUCAAGCCAGGUGAUCAACCCCACAGCCAUCACAGUGUCUGCUGCACAGACCACACUGACAGCUGCUGGUGGGCUCACCACGCCCACCAUCACAAUGCAGCCUGUCUCCCAGCCUACCCAGGUGACUCUGAUCACAGCACCCAGUGGGGUUGAGGCCCAACCUGUGCAUGACCUUCCUGUGUCCAUUCUGGCCUCACCUACUACAGAACAGCCCACAGCCACAGUCACCAUUCCUGACUCAGGCCAAGGUGAUGUACAGCCUGGUACUGUGACACUGGUGUGCUCCAACCCACCCUGUGAAACCCAUGAGACAGGCACCACCAAUACAGCCACCACCAGUGUUGUGGCUAACCUUGGGGGACACCCUCAGCCUACCCAGGUACAGUUUGUUUGUGACAGACAGGAGGCAGGUGCUUCUCUUGUGACCUCAGCUGUGGGACAACAGAAUGGUAACAUGGUCCGUGUCUGCUCAAACCCUCCCUGUGAGACCCAUGAGACGGGUACCACCAACACUGCCACAACAGCCACCUCCAACAUGGCUGGGCAGCACGGCUGCUCGAAGCCACCCUGCGAGACUCAUGAGACAGGCACCACCAGCACUGCCACUACGGCCAUGUCCAGCAUGGGUGCUGGGCAGCAGCGAGAUGCUCAUCGUGCCUCCAGUACCCCCACUGUGGUGCGGAUCAGUGUGACUCCUGGAGCGUUGGAAAGAGCCCAGGGUACUGUGAAGUCCCAAUGCCAAACCCGCCAGACCAGUGUGACCAGCACCACCAUGACUGUGCAGGCCACCGGAGCCUCUUGCUCAGCUGGCCCACUGCUUAGGCCAAGUGUGGCGCUGGAGGCUGGGGCCCACAGCCCUGCCUUUGUGCAGCUGACCUUUCCAAGUGGGAGAGCUGGGCUGAGUGGCCCCAGCAGCAAAGACAUGCCCACAGGGCACCAGCUAGAGACUCAUCAUACUUACACAACCAACACCCCAACCACAGCCCGCUCUAUCAUGGGCUCUGGGGAGCUGGGUGCAGUUCGAGUGGUCCCCACAUCUGUAUAUGAGAGUCUCCAGACCAGCUCUCCCAGCACCACCAUGACUGUGACAUCCUUGGAGGCACUGCUGUGCCCCUCAGCCACCGUGACCCAAGUCUGCUCCAACCCACCAUGUGAGACCCAUGAGACGGGCACCACCAACACCGCCACUACCUCCAAUGCAGGCAGUGCCCAGCGAGUAUGCUCCAACCCACCCUGUGAGACUCACGAGACGGGCACCACCAACACCGCCACCACUGCCACUUCCAAUGGUGCAGGCCAGCCCGAGGGUGGACAGCAACCUGCUGGUGGCCGUCCCUGUGAGACACACCAGACCACUUCCACUGGCACCACCAUGUCAAUCAGUGUGGGUGCCCUGCUUCCUGAUGCCACCCCAUCUCAUGGGACCCUGGAGUCUGGCUUGGAGACAGCAGUGGCUGCCACAUCUCAGGCUGGUGCCACAUUGCUGACUCCCUUCCCAACACAGAGGGUUUGCUCUAACCCUCCUUGUGAGACCCAUGAGACAGGUACCACACACACAGCCACCACUGUCACCUCCAACAUGAGCUCAAACCAAGACCCUCCACCAGCUGCCAGCGACCAGGGAGAGGUAGAGAGUACACAGGGUGACAGCCCAAACAUCACCAGCUCCAGUGCCAUCACAACAACUGUGUCUUCCACGCUGCCACGAGCUGUGACCACUGUGACACAGUCCACACCAGUUCCAGGCCCUUCUGUGCCGAACAUCUCAUCACUGACUGAGACUACCCCAGGGGCUCUGACUUCCGAAGUCCCCAUCCCGGCCACGAUUACAGUGACCAUAGCCAACACAGAAACUUCUGACAUGCCCUUCUCUGCUGUUGACAUCCUGCAGCCCCCAGAGGAACUCCAGGUCUCACCAGGGCCUCGCCAGCAGCUGCCGCCACGGCAACUCCUGCAGUCUGCCUCCACACCUCUGAUGGGGGAAUCCGCCGAGGUCCUGUCAGCCUCCCAGACCCCUGAGCUCCAGGCCGCCGUGGAUCUGAGCAGCACAGGGGACCCAUCUUCAGGCCAGGAGCCUGCCAGCUCUGCUGUCGUGGCUACUGUGGUGGUCCAGCCACCCCCUCCCACCCAGUCUGAAGUAGACCAAUUAUCACUUCCCCAAGAGCUGAUGGCCGAGGCCCAGGCAGGCACCACAACCCUCAUGGUAACAGGGCUCACUCCAGAGGAGCUGGCGGUGACUGCUGCUGCUGAAGCAGCUGCCCAAGCUGCAGCCACUGAAGAAGCCCAAGCCUUGGCCAUCCAGGCUGUGCUCCAGGCCGCACAGCAGGCUGUCAUGGCAGGCACUGGAGAGCCCAUGGACACAUCUGAAGCGGCAGCGGCUGUGACACAGGCAGAACUGGGUCAUCUUUCAGCCGAGGGCCAAGAGGGCCAGGCCACCACCAUACCCAUUGUGCUGACACAGCAGGAGCUUGCAGCCCUGGUGCAGCAGCAACAGCAGCUUCAGGAGGCCCAGGCCCAACAGCAGCACCACCUCCCCACUGAGGCCCUGGCCCCAGCUGACAGCCUCAAUGACCCUACCAUCGAGAGCAACUGCCUCAAUGAGCUGGCUAGUGCUGUCCCCAGCACUGUGGCCCUGUUACCUUCGACAGCCACUGAAAGCCUGGCUCCAUCCAACACAUUUGUGGCUCCCCAGCCUGUUGUGGUAGCUAGCCCAGCAAAGAUGCAAGCUGCAGCUACUCUAACUGAAGUGGCCAAUGGCAUCGAGUCCCUGGGUGUGAAAGCAGACUUGCCACCCCCACCCAGCAAAGCCCCUGUGAAAAAGGAGAACCAGUGGUUUGAUGUAGGUGUCAUUAAGGGCACCAAUGUAAUGGUGACACACUAUUUCCUGCCAUCAGAUGAUGCUGUUCCAUCAGAUGAUGACUCAGGCAUGGUCCCAGACUAUAACCAGCUGAAGAAGCAGGAGCUACAGCCAGGCACAGCCUAUAAAUUUCGUGUUGCUGGCAUCAAUGCUUGUGGCCGGGGGCCCUUCAGUGAGAUCUCAGCCUUUAAGACGUGUCUGCCUGGUUUCCCAGGGGCUCCUUGUGCCAUCAAAAUCAGCAAGAGUCCAGAUGGUGCUCAUCUCACCUGGGAACCACCAUCUGUGACCUCUGGCAAGAUCAUCGAAUACUCUGUGUACCUGGCCAUCCAGAGCUCACAGGCUGGUGGGGAGCCCAAGAGCUCCACCCCAGCCCAGCUGGCCUUCAUGAGGGUGUACUGCGGUCCCAGCCCCUCCUGCCUUGUGCAGUCCUCCAGCCUCUCCAACGCCCACAUUGACUACACCACCAAGCCUGCGAUUAUCUUCCGCAUUGCUGCCCGUAACGAAAAGGGCUAUGGCCCAGCAACACAAGUGAGGUGGUUGCAAGAAACCAGUAAAGACAGCUCGGGCACGAAGCCGGCCAGCAAGCGGCCAAUGUCAUCUCCUGAAAUGAAAUCUGCUCCAAAGAAGUCUAAGGCUGACGGUCAGUGAGAAAGCUGGCCAGCACCUGGAUGCUCCAGACCCCUCUGCUUCAGGAACAGCCCUGUAGGGCCUACCCUCCCACCCUGCCCACCUGGCCUUUGCACUUCGCCCUCACCAGCCACUGGCCACCAUUCAGUCUCCCCUUUUCCCUCUGUUUUUACAAUAAAGAAAGCACAUUUUAACCAUUGCUGUUGGGAGGAAGCAGAAGGCAGACUGGAAAGAGCGGUGAGCAAACAAACGAACGAGUGAGAGUUGUGCUCCUUCUCCCCACCGUGUGCCCUGCCUGGGCAGAGUGAGACUGGACAGUUCAGAGACCUUGGGAAGAGAAAUUGAAACUGAAAACAAAGGAGAUAGCACCCACACUUAAGCCUGCACUUGUUUGUGGUUCAUUGCCCUUGGCCUGAGGGGCAGCCAAGGGCUGGGGGGAGGGUGUCCCCCAAGUCCCCUCAGAGAGGCUUUCCCAGGUAGGUGCCCCAUCCUGGGUGUCUGUCUGGUUCUGUUUUGUUGUGUUACUACCCUUGUGUUUCCGGCCACCUCCUGUACCUUUUUCAGGCUUAGCCAGCCGUAUCUCACCCAGCAAACCCCACAGGAAGGUUACACAUCUCAGCAGCCUUUGUGCUCCCACCUUCCCAACUCCCCUUCCUCUGCAAAGAGAAAAAGAAAAGAGGGAAAAGAAGGAGCAGAGCCUUGGGUGGUCUGAAUGGUGGCUGUGAAAUCUUCCUGAUAGGCAGAGUGGACCCCAGCUUUGGCCCACCUGGCUUGAGCCUGGAGGCCACAUCACCAACUGCUGCAUUUGUUGUAUUUUUUUAGGUUGAAAGUGAUGAAGUUAACAUUUUUAUUGUAAUUUUAGCCUUAGCGUGUGGGGGUUUAUCCCCGUUUUGUUAGCUGUGUA
Nannospalax galili (Upper Galilee mountains blind mole rat) is the source of this 8213-nucleotide messenger RNA. RefSeq names its product host cell factor C1 (gene Hcfc1). Gene Ontology annotation, cellular component: histone methyltransferase complex. Gene Ontology annotation, biological process: chromatin remodeling; regulation of DNA-templated transcription. The coding region runs from base 1070 to 7330 and encodes 2086 amino acids. Gene Ontology annotation, molecular function: transcription coactivator activity; protein binding. The transcript has 26 exons. NCBI's taxonomy places the organism in Eukaryota, Metazoa, Chordata, Mammalia, Rodentia, Spalacidae. The record is from RefSeq and is a predicted model, not a curated record.